Molecule: messenger RNA, 1893 nt
Organism: Salvia splendens (bonfire salvia)
Lineage: Eukaryota; Viridiplantae; Streptophyta; Magnoliopsida; Lamiales; Lamiaceae
Product: phytoene synthase 2, chloroplastic
Exons: 6
Coding region: 513-1670 (385 amino acids)
Biological process (GO): biosynthetic process
Molecular function (GO): squalene synthase [NAD(P)H] activity; geranylgeranyl diphosphate synthase activity
Source: RefSeq, a predicted model, not a curated record
GUGAAGAGGCUUAAGUCCCUAUCACACUAUUUCUUUUUCUUAUUUGCAAUUGUUAAUAUUAGCGAAACUGUUCGAAAUCAUUUUUAACCCUUAAUAAGCUGACGCAAAUGAAGAUCAAUUAUUAGAGAUAAGAGGAUUAGGAGAGACUAAAAAUAGAGGAAGAAACGAAGAAAAAUGGUCAUAAAAAAUGUUGGUUUGGGAAAGGAAGAAAAAAUGUUAAUGAGAAAAAUAUUAAAAAAAGGUUUUAAGGGUAAAUAUAUUGUGCUAAUUUUAUUAUAUUAUACAAAAUGCAAUUAGUUUAUACGUCCAUUACAAAUUACAAUAUCUAUUAUCCAAUCUCCAAUACUAAUAUAUUAUGAUUAAAUAAGCAUGUAAGUCAAAAUAUAACAUCACCACUAGUAGGGUUUUCAUGGUGGCAUUAAAAUAUGGAAAAUGUGACCUAUAUAUAAUAUAUCUUGAUCUCAUCCAGCUUGCAUAGAUAGAGAGGAAAAAUUCUCUGAGAUUUAGGCAAAAUGAAUGCAGCAUUUUCUUACCAAACAAUACUCCCUUCCGUCAAAAAAUGCAACUGCAUAUCUAUUUCAGGAAACAACACAAAAAACAGUAGUGCAAGAGCAGCCAUAGCUAUUCCCAAAACAAGAAAAAAACAUAUUUCUCAGACAGAACUGAUAUCAGUUCAUGGAACUGCUUCCACCGAUCUUUUCGUGCAUGAGAUUGUCGAGAGGCAGACGAGAAAGGCUGAGACGACAGCGUUCGAUCUCUGUCAAAACCCUAGUUUUCACCCGGUGUUCCUUGAAGAAGCCUAUGAGAGAUGUAGAGAUGUGUGUGCUGAAUAUGCAAAGACAUUUUAUCUGGGAACACAGUUGAUGACUGAGGAAAGGCAGAAGGCAAUAUGGGCUAUUUAUGUGUGGUGUAGGAGGACUGAUGAAUUGGUUGAUGGACCAAACUCUGCACAUCUUAGCUCAACACUUGAUAGAUGGGAAGAGAGAUUAGAUGACAUCUUCAACGGUCGUCCCUACGACAUGCUUGAUGCUGCCCUAACCGAUACUCUCUACAAAUUCCCAUUAGACAUAAAGCCUUUCAAGGACAUGAUCGAAGGGAUGAGAAUGGAUACGAGGAAAGACCGGUAUGCAAACUUCGAAGAGCUUUACAUGUAUUGCUACUGUGUGGCCGGGACCGUUGGCCUGAUGAGUGUUCCUGUCAUGGGAAUUGCACCCGAGUCUUUGCUGUCGGAUCAUAGGAUUUAUAAUGCAGCUUUGUGUUUAGGAAUUGGGAAUCAGCUUACUAACAUUCUUAGAGAUGUUGGAGAAGAUGCAUCAAGAGGGAGGAUUUAUCUUCCACAAGAUGAACUGGCUGAGUUUGGAUUAUCAGACAAGGAUGUUUUCUCAAGAAAGGUGACAGAUGGUUGGAGGGAGUUCAUGAAAGAGCAGAUCACGAGAGCAAGAUUCUACUUCGACCAGGCAGAGGAGGGAGCUACACAGCUACACGAGGCUAGCCGUUGGCCGGUUUGGUCUGCGUUGAUGCUGUAUCGUAUGAUCUUGGACUCGAUCGAGAGCAAUGGCUAUGAUAACCUGACAAAACGGGCAUACGUGGGCAGAGCCAAGAAACUGCUCACCUUGCCUGUAGCAUUCGGUAGAUCCCUGCAAACAAAACCAAGUAUAGCUCUCUCAUAAGAGAAAAGAGUGAGUGAGAGAGAGAGAAAGUCACAAACAACAUUUUAGCUUUGAUUCCUUCUGUAGAUUUGCUGUUGUUUAUAUAUACAUAUACUGGAAUCUGAUAUAUGAUAUAAACGAAUACAGAUGAUCUCAUAAAUCAUAAUACAUGAAUAUCACCAUAUUCUACGCACUUGCAAUGAUCUUCAUCAUAUUCCAGAAAUACAAAAGUUCCUAAAUAUAA